AUGCCAAAUGUGAACCCCAAUAAGCCUGGCGCUGACCCCGAUUGGGCGCUCUCCCAUGGCACCAAAAACCAUGUAGGGGAAUAUGUACAAAACAGUGACAUCACAAAACACCUCCUUCAAUGUGCCAGCGAUAUCCAAAGAGGAAGUUUUCACAACAAGGCUGCACAAAACAGCUCCAGCGAUAGCACUAGAAGCAGCAACCCUAACAAUGAAGUACCCUCCCCCGAUUUGUCGACGUCAAAUAACGCAGCAAACGCUACUCUUCCGAAAAAUCACAACAGUGAUGACACGUACGAAGUGUACCAGUUAAACGUAAAAGCUAGUAGCAAUGACUCGUCACCGCAAAAGUCAAAGUUGAGUGUAGCUAGCUAUGCACAACAGUAUGAAGAAUCUUACGAAGAAAGAACAAAAUUUAACAAAAAAAAAAGCAGCUUUUAUGAUAAUAAUGGGGUACCGGAUACUUAUCCCUUUCUGAAUAGCUAUAAUAUUAGUCAUACGGACAAUGCGAAUAGGAAGUAUGAUAACGGGGCACAUCAAGAGAACAAUUCCAUUGGUGGAGGCAACCCCCAGAACAACAGCACGCAGCAUGCUAGCAUGUGCGAUCAGUGCCGUGGUGUGAGGCCAAAUGAGAAUGAAGGGGAAUCAGUGUGGGGACCGCAUAAUUUGGAAAACUUCCGCUUGGGCAAGAAAGAGACCUCGAAGUGGGGGUCGCCCAAGUGGGGUCCCGAAAAAGAGGAGCAGCGAAGCGAGGUAAGAUGCGAAGUAGAAAUCGAUUCACCAAAUGACGUACCAAAUGAACAGGGAAGUUCCAGUUGUGCCUCCCUAGGACCAGCCCAUGGCUACCCCAAGGGACAAACCCAAAACGACGGCGAUGGGAACAAGAAGAGCGUGCAGAACUGCGAUGUAGACAAACAGUCUGAAAAUUUUUGCAUCAACCGAGAGAGAGCAAUGAGUCAUACAAAGAUAUUCAAUUAUGCCGGAAGUGAAGAGAGGAAAAUUACUAAGCCGAAAGAUAAGACGAAUACGUUUGUCCCAAAGUACAAGAACUUGUCAGCCAAAGAAAUCCAUUUUAACAGCCUCGCAGGGAAUGAUAACAUAACCAUUUUAGCGGCGAACAAAAUGAAAUUAGAUCUUACCAAGUUGUCCGAAAAGAACGAAGAUACUUUACCAGAUGUAUAUCCAUUUCAUCUUUCCAGAGAUACAAAAAAUGAAGAGGAAAAAAAAAGAGCACAUAAACCGCCUUGCUUGGAAAAGUUAUACCCUACAAAUUUUAACUAUAUAAAUACGUAUAACAACAAUAAUUCUGAUAUUACCCUGGAGGAAAGAAGAAAUUAUAUGCACUCGAGUCAUAUUUUUGAUUGUGAUGAUAAUAAAAUGGACCAACACUAUGAGAAGAGGAGUAAAAACACAACGGAAGUCGUCACGCAUCGCAUCACCAAAGAUGUAAGCAAUGUGGACAGCGAGAAGGAGGAGAAAAGGAAGGUGAACCCACUGUAUAGUGAUUUAUUUGGAAGGAAAACACCAGAUAUUAACCACAACGCUCCAUGUCAAAAAAUCAUUCCAACUACUUUGAAUUGUAAUUGGAUGUAUUGCCCCAUCAACAGCAAGAAGUACUCGGAACAGUCCAUUAAUUCCUUCGAUUAUUUACAAUCUUGUGAAAAGGGAAACUUUAACAGAAAGUCAUAUUUUCAUAAAGAAGUAUAUGAUGAUGAAAGAAAAAAAAUUCUUCACGAAGCAGUACAGAAGGGGACCAGGGCUUCGCUCAGAGUACAUAUGGAAUCCAUUUUACAGGAUGGUGCUAACUACAAUUUGGAAGAGUGCAAUCAUGUAGAAGCAACUUACCUAAUUCUCCAUAACAUAAAAGAUUCUGUGUCAGAUGACGAGAUAAAAGAUGCUGUGAGGAAGAGCGGCGCAUUCGUAGUUACCUAUGAACCGGAGUAUGACUUCCUAUGUGAUACACGCAAAAGCAACGCGAAGUUGUGCAUUAGGCAUGCUAACGGGAAAGAGGGCUUAAAUUUAUUAACGAGUUUGUUGGCUCAGCUGGAAAUUACAGUUCAGCGCAUGUGA
This is a messenger RNA of Plasmodium inui San Antonio 1, 2067 nucleotides long. RefSeq lists its product as hypothetical. The record is from RefSeq and is a predicted model, not a curated record. The transcript has a single exon. NCBI's taxonomy places the organism in Eukaryota, Apicomplexa, Aconoidasida, Haemosporida, Plasmodiidae. Bases 1 to 2067 code for a protein of 688 amino acids.